AUGGCGAACAUAGAGAUCGGUAUCAUCGGCUCGGGCUCGAUGGGCUCGGGUAUGACACUUCUUUUUGCCGAGCACGGUUCAACUAUAGGAUGCUUCGAUACAGAUCAAAAGGCCGUCCAGGCAAUCUUGGAUCAAGCCAAAAAAACCGAAACAGGGGACGAUUCCCGCGUACAUGGAUUUAACUCCCUCAAAGAUCUCGUCAAUGCUUUCAUCAAAGAUCCAAACGGGGGUCAUGAACGACGUAUCAUAGUACUCUCCCUGCCACAUGGGAAGGUGGUCGAUGGUGUCUGUGAAGAGCUACUUCCAAUUUUGGAUAAAGGGGAUGUGGUAGUGGAUGGAGGAAACGAAUGGUGGGAAUCGACGGAACGUAGACAAGCCAAAGCUAAGGAGAGAGGAAUAGAGUGGAUUGGUAUGGGCGUCAGUGGUGGAUAUCAAGCAGCUAGACAUGGACCUAGUAUGUCUCCAGGAGGAACAAAAGAAGCGUAUGACUUUGUCGAGCCAUACUUGAAGAAAUGGGCUGUCAAAACGCCUGAAGGGGAACCUUGUGUCUGUUAUGUUGGUCCUGGAGGGUCUGGACAUUAUGUAAAGAUGAUACACAAUGGGAUUGAACACGCACAUCUGUCUAUCUUAUGCGAAAUACGCGCUGUCAUGGCAUAUCAAUUUGGUCUCUCCAACGACGAAAUAUCAGAUUAUUUCGAAAAGUGGUAUCGAUCCGGACCUCUAAGGGGUAAUUACCUAAUCGGGAUUGGAUACAAGGGACUUCGCUUCAAGAAGGGUGGAGGGAUAGAGGAUAAGAGGGGGAUCGUGGAGGAUGUAGAGGAUAAAGUGACGCAAGAUGUUGAUUUGUCUGAGGGCACCGGAACUUGGUCCACCAUGGAAAUCGCAACGAGACAUGUUGCAGCACCAGCGAUUGCAGCUUCACAUCAGCUUCGUAUCAUCUCUUCUGACAAGUCUGAACGUCUAGAGGUUGUGAAAAACAUGUCUUUGCCUCAGCCCAGAGAAGAUAAGCUUGGGAAGGAAGUGAAAGAAGACGUGAUGAAUACUGUCGAGAAGGCUGUAUACGGAUGUAUCUUAGGUGGAUUCGUUCAAGGUUUGGCGAUCAUUGCUAAAGCGUCCCAAGAGCAGAAGUGGGAUAUUUCCCUUGCUGAAACUAUGAAGAUCUGGAGAGCAGGAUGUAUAAUUCAAAGUGACGGGAUAUGUGAUCUCCUUCUCCCACAUUUGACUAAAUUCCCCCCUUCCGAACCUCACAAUCUUCUACAGUCCAUCCCCGAAGUGGCCAAAGAGCUCGCUUCGACUUACGCGGCUGUGAAAGAGGUGUACAUGUUGGCAGUGGCGGCUGAUGCGGUUGCUCCUGCUGUAGGGGCGACGUUGGAGUGGAUGAAGAGUGUUUCCGGAAAGAAUCUUCCGACCGAUUUUGAAGAGAUGGAGUUGGAUUACUUUGGACAUCACAACUACGAUAUUAAAGGUCAUCCAGAGCCCGGCCAUAGUAAAGGGAAAUACCAUACAGAAUUCGCUCCUGCCUAA
Molecule: messenger RNA, 1524 nt
Organism: Tremella mesenterica DSM 1558
Lineage: Eukaryota; Fungi; Basidiomycota; Tremellomycetes; Tremellales; Tremellaceae
Exons: 11
Coding region: 1-1524 (507 amino acids)
Biological process (GO): pentose-phosphate shunt; pentose-phosphate shunt, oxidative branch
Cellular component (GO): cytosol
Molecular function (GO): NADP binding; phosphogluconate dehydrogenase (decarboxylating) activity
Source: RefSeq, a predicted model, not a curated record